Molecule: messenger RNA, 918 nt
Organism: Tetrapisispora phaffii CBS 4417
Lineage: Eukaryota; Fungi; Ascomycota; Saccharomycetes; Saccharomycetales; Saccharomycetaceae
Exons: 1
Coding region: 1-918 (305 amino acids)
Source: RefSeq, a predicted model, not a curated record
AUGUCUGAAUUAAAUCUUGCAGGCAGUCCUUCGUUGAUUGGUGAGUCGAUUAGGAGCGUAGAGGACUCUAAUAAUCCCGACUACAACACAGCAGUCGACGCAUCUUCUCAAAUUAACAAGAUUACAGGUUCCACUCUAAUUAAGCAAUUAAAUAAACAUUCUAAUGAUGGUUUAACUACAAAAGAUACUUCAUAUACCUCUGUUGAGGACUUAAAUCGUGAAGGUGCUUUAUUGACAGACGAAAUGGAUAUGGAUCGAAUUGUAAACGUUACUUCAGAAUUGAAAAUUGAUGACAAAGAAGACGAUGAAAAAAGAUUAGCUUUGCUAAAGAAAAAAAAGGAAUUAAGAGAGCGGAUGUAUGGUGAAAAUUCAAAGAUAUCAAAUAAUGGUUCCAGUCCGUACCUCUCUAUGUCUCCUUCUUUAAGUAAUGCAAACUCUUUAGUAACAUCGACUGAUCCCAUUGAUGACCAAAUGAAUACAAUAAUCAAUGAUGCAAAACACUCAAAUAUAAAAAAAAGUGAAUCAGAAUCAGAAUCAGAAUCGGAGAAGACUAUUAGAAACUCUUAUGGAGAAUUUAUUAAGAAGGAAACAAAUAAACCUCAUUUAGCUAGAGGUGAUUCAUACCAAAGUAGUGUAAUUCAGGAGGAAUCAAAUGGUCAAGAAAGUAAAUCACCUGAAAGAUUAGGAAGGACGUUUAAUAGGUAUUCCUCAACCGAAUAUUUGAGAUCUUUAUCUAACUCUUUAAGUAGAGAUGUCAAAAAUACAAGAUCCUCUUUCUCUGAAUCAUCAUCCACUUCUGAUCCAAGACUUUUUAGUACUAAUAAUUAUUCCAUCUCCCAAAUGGAUUUACAAAAUGCUCCUCAUAUUAUAAAAGAAGAAGAAUUGGAGGCUGGAGAUAUACAGGCGAGGCAUCUCUAG